UCCUUCUUCAAAAUACGAUUACGUGCGCUUUACUCCAAAAAAAACUGAUUGUUUUUGUAUAUAGCAUCAGUAGUUAGGUAUGUUCGUGCCAAAUCAAACCUUCGGCAGCGUGCCAUGCUGCAAAUGUGGUAUUCCAAUGGCACCAAACGCUGCCAAUACAUGCCUGAAGUGUCUGUGUUCUGAGAUUGACAUCACACAAGGCCUUCAGAGGCAUGCUACCAUAGUCCAUUGUCCAGAGUGUGACACUUACUUGCAGCCACCAAGAACAUGGAUCAAAGCCCAAUCUGAAUCGAGUGAGCUUUUGAGGUUUUGUGUUGGUAGGCUGAAAAACUUAGACAAAGUCAAAUUGGUUAAACACGAGUUCAUCUGGACCGAGCCACAUUCCAAAAGGAUCAAGGUCAAGCUGGAGCUGCAGAAAGAGGUUCUCAAUGGAGCUGUGAUUCAGCAGUCUUAUGUUGUUGAGUUUGUUCAGCAAGAAGUCAUGUGCGAAUCUUGUAUGAGGGUUCAGGCCAAUCCUGACCAGUGGGUAGCGGCUGUUCAACUCCGCCAACACGUUACUCAUAGGCGCACCUUCUUUUAUUUGGAGCAGAUGAUUUUGAAGCAUGGUGCUGCUGUUGCAGCCAUAAAGAUCAAGCAAGUGGACAAAGGGAUUGACUUCUUCUUCUCUAACAGAAGCCAAGGUGUGAGAUUUGUAGAGUUCAUUGCCAAAGUUGCUCCGGUGAUCAGGAGCCGCCAUGACAAGCAACUUAUCUCCCAUGAUACCAAGAGUAACAACUACAAUUACAAGUACUCUUUCUCUGUCGAAAUAUCUCCUAUAUGCCGUGAAGAUUUGAUAUGUUUGCCACCCAAAGUAGCAGUGAGUCUUGGAAAUCAUGGCCCUAUAGUGAUUUGCACAAAAGUGACUAAUACCAUUUCCUUGCUUGACCCUUUUACUCUGAGGCAAUGUUUUGUUGAUGGGGAUCAAUAUUGGAGUUCCUCUUUCAAAUCUUUGCUUACUAGUAGGCAGCUUGUGGAGUACAUUGUUCUAGAUUUGGAGAUUGUUAGGCCUGAAGUUAAGCUCAAUGGAUACACACUAGCUGAUGCCCAAGUUGCCCGGUUGACAGAUUUUGGCAAGAAUGAUACUAUUUUCAACAUAAGAACUCAUCUUGGUCAUCUUCUAAAGCCAGGAGAUCAGGCUCUUGGUUAUGAUUUGUAUGCAGCUAACUGCAAUGACAUGGAGUUGGAUAAGUACAAGGAUCUGGUUCUUCCUGAUGUGAUAUUAGUGAAGAAGAGUUAUGAAGAGAAACGCCUUAGGAGGCGCGGAAAGCAACGUUCAUGGAAGCUUAAGUCACUGAACAUGGAGGUUGAGAGUCAUAAUAGAGGUAAUAAAGGGGAACAAGAGAAGAUGAACUCAGAGUAUGAACAGUUCUUGGAAGAUUUGGAGGAGAAUCCUGAUAUGAGGUUUAAUAUUUCUUUGUACCAUAAUGACAAAGAAUGCCAACCAUCAGAGGUUGAUGGAGAAGAUUUGCCAUCGAUUCCAUUGGAUGAAAUGCUUGCUGAACUUGAUCUCAGUGAAGAUGAAGAUGGAGACAGUAACAUGAUGGGGUGAUUUUUGCAUAUAUAUAUAUAUAGGCAAAUAAACACUGAAUAUAGUUUUUUUUUUCUUUUUUAAACUUAUUGGUUUUGGUUGUUUUCCAAUUUUUUUUUAAUUUUAAAAUAAUACACUUUAAUGAAUAGAAGAAAGAUGUUAAAAUUAGU
Molecule: messenger RNA, 1737 nt
Organism: Humulus lupulus (European hop)
Lineage: Eukaryota; Viridiplantae; Streptophyta; Magnoliopsida; Rosales; Cannabaceae
Exons: 2
Coding region: 80-1588 (502 amino acids)
Biological process (GO): ribosomal large subunit export from nucleus
Cellular component (GO): cytoplasm; nucleus
Molecular function (GO): ribosomal large subunit binding
Source: RefSeq, a predicted model, not a curated record